Punctularia strigosozonata HHB-11173 SS5 is the source of this 1176-nucleotide messenger RNA. RefSeq lists its product as uncharacterized. The record is from RefSeq and is a predicted model, not a curated record. The transcript is spliced from 7 exons. Gene Ontology annotation, molecular function: RNA binding. Bases 1 to 1176 code for a protein of 391 amino acids. Gene Ontology annotation, cellular component: nucleus. NCBI's taxonomy places the organism in Eukaryota, Fungi, Basidiomycota, Agaricomycetes, Corticiales, Punctulariaceae.
AUGUCCUCCAAGCGCAAAUGGGACGAUCCCGCCGAGGCCGCUCCUGAUACUCCGGCCAAGGUCCCAAAGACGGAAGAAGGAGGAAAAACCGCGAGCGACGCCGCGGCCGCUGCCGCCGCCAUUGCCGCCAAAAUCGCGGCGCAAUACGCGGCAGGCGGACUCGGAGGCUCGAAGGACCCGCACGACGGAGACUUCACGUACGACAUCGACAUCAACGACGUGCGGAACCGGUACAUGCUUACGAAGGGCGGUACGCAACAGCAGAUUCAUGACGAGACCGGGGCCUCUGUGAGCACGAAGGGCACAUGGUACCCCGACAGGUCGAAGGCAACGGAGAAGGACCCGCCUCUCUACCUUCAUAUUUCUGCGACUACCCAAGAGAUACUGCAAAAGGCGAUCGAUAAGGUCAAUGAAUUGCUGAACAUGGACAUGGGGCCGCUGGUGGAUGAUAAGAAGCCGAGGGAGAGGCGUAAAUGGCCCGAAGAGAAGGUACCUGUGGGUCUUGAGUCCUUGAGGGCGUUCAACGUUCGCGCGAAAGUUGUCGGUCCGCAAGGUAUCUUCGUGAAAUACAUCCAGCAGGAGACAGGAACGAGGGUGCAGAUCAAGGGCCAGGGCUCUGGUUUCAUCGAUCAAGAAACCGGGCGUGAGGCUGACGAGCCCAUGUACAUCCAUAUAACAGGACCAGACGAAGGUCAAGUAGCGCGCGCCAAAGUCUUAACGGACGACCUUCUCGAAGUUGUCCGCGAAGAACACGCCAAGGUCAAAGUCAUUGUCCAGCAGCAGCAGAUGGAGCUCCAUCAAGCCCAGAUGCAGUACGCCGCUUACACUGCCGUAGCCUAUCCGGGGCAAGCGGCUCCUCCACCACCGGGCGCGGCGCCCCCGCCGCCUGACGCGCCUCCACCUCCACCUCCAGAUGGUAGCGCGCCCGCGCCGCCAGGAGGCGCUCCUGCCGCCGGCGCGUCACAAAGCCCACUGGACGCAUAUGCACAGUAUUGGGCUGCUUACGGCUACGACGUCAACACGCCUGAGUUCAAGGCGUGGCUCGCGAGCCAGCAGCAGCAAUAUGGGCAACAGGCAGGCGGUCAGCCUCCAGCUCCGAACGGCGCCGGUGCCCCGGCCCCUCCGCCGCCGUCUGGACAAGAUGCUGCGCCGCCCCCGCCCCCGCCGCCGGCAUAA